AAGGUCACGGAGUCCAUGGACUCUGCUCCUGCCUCGUUCAUAAUUUCACAAAUCAGAGAGAGAGAGUAGAAGUGCAGGAUGAAGUUACUGUCGUGACUGUUACGUGUGUCCAACCUCUACCACCCAUCUCUCUCAGUGCACUCUCGCUUUCACUGUUCUCUGAAAAAAAAGAAAAAAGGAAGGAAGGAGUUUUGAGUGUGUGCGAGAGAGAGGGAGGAACAAACACGGCAUAUAUAAUCGAGAAGUUGAGCGACUGUUGAUCAUACACAAAGCGCUGAAAACACUUUUUCAGGCUGACAGACGAAGAUGGUUCGGUGGUUCCACAGAGAUUUGUCUGGUUUGGAGGCGGAGACUCUCCUGAAGACCCGUGGAGUUGAUGGUAGUUUCCUGGCGAGGCCGAGUAAAAAGAACGUCGGUGAUUUCUCCCUGUCGGUCAGAGUGGGUGAAGGAGUGACACACAUCCGUAUCCAGAACACAGGAGAUUAUUACGAUCUGUACGGAGGGGAGAAGUUUGCGACUCUGUCGGAGUUGGUGGAGUACUACACCGGAGAACAGCAUGGGGUUCUGCAGGACAAAGAUGGAACCGUCAUCCAGCUCAAGUACCCGCUCAACUGCUCCGAUCCAACCACUGAGAGGUGGUACCAUGGUCACCUGUCCGGUCCGGAUGCGGAGAAGUUGUUGCGUGAGCGUGAUGAGGUGGGCGUGUUCCUGGUGCGUGAGUCUCUGUCCAACCCGGGGAACUUUGUCCUGUCCGCUCUGACUAACGAGAAGAACACUAAGGGCAAGAGGGUGUCUCACAUCAAGAUCCUCUGCACUAAUAACAGCUACUCCGUGGGAGGGAAAGAGGUUUUCGAAACGCUGUCCGAGUUUGUGGAGUUUUACAAAAAAACACCGAUUGAGGAAGUCACUGGAACCAAGGUUUACCUGAAACAGCCGUAUUUCUCCACCAGAGUGAACGCAUCAGAAAUCGACUGCAGAGUGAAGCAGCUGGAUAAGUCCAUCGAGCCACACAGCGAGGAAGCAGGAGACAAAAAGAUCAAAGCUGGAUUCUGGGAGGAGUUUGAUGCUCUGCAGAAGCUCGACACCAAAAUGAAGAAGAGCAGAGAUGAAGGGAUGCGGCCGGAGAACAAAAGCAAAAACAGAUACAAAAACAUCCUGCCUUUUGAUGAGACCAGAGUGGUUCUGCAGGGCGGAGACCCCAAUAUGGUUGGAUCUGAUUACAUUAAUGCAAACUAUAUCAAGAAUAAGAUGUGUGAGAGCUGUCCUCCAAAAGUCUACAUCGCGUGUCAAGGCUGUCUCGCAACAACUGUCAAUGAUUUCUGGCAAAUGGUGUGGCAAGAGGAGUCACGGGUCAUCGUCAUGACGACGAGGGAGGUCGAGAAAGGACGGAAUAAGUGUGUGCCGUACUGGCCCAACGAGGACGAGACGAAGGAGUAUGGGAAGUACGUGGUGUCGCCGCUGUCUGAGAGAGCUGCUGAUGAUUAUAAAGUCCGAGUGCUGGAGGUCGUACCGAUCGACGGGAGCGAGAUGGCGAGAGAGAUCUGGCACUUUCAGUACCUGAGCUGGCCGGAUCACGGCGUCCCAGAGAAGCCAGACAAAGUCCUGAGUUUCCUCACGCAGGUCAACAGCAAGCAGCAGGAGUUUCCCGGAGUGGGGCCCAUGAUCAUCCACUGCAGUGCUGGGAUUGGCCGAACAGGAACCAUCGUCGUCAUCGACAUGCUGAUAGACACAGUCGAGACAAAAGGUGUGGACUGUGAUAUCGACAUCCAGAAGUGUAUUCAGAUGGUGAGGGAGCAGCGGUCGGGGAUGGUGCAGACGGAGGCGCAGUAUCGCUUCAUUUAUCUCGCCAUGCUGAAGUACAUCGAGUCUCAGAAAGACCUCCAACAUGCCAGAAUGACCACAGAGACGGAGUAUGGAAACCUGUCCCUGCAACCCAAACAUGCUAAAGCCUCACGCAAAGUGUCCAAGAAUAAAGAGGAUGUGUACGAAAAUCUGGGAGCGAAGGGGAAGAAAGAUGUGAAAAAGCAGAAAUCGGAGGAGAAGAAGAGCGGCUCUGUGAGGAAACGAUAAGAGGAGAGUGAGAGAAGAAUAACGACGAGCACCUCGCCAUGUUCUCACCUUAUUCUGGGUCACACCAGCUCAUCACAUUAUCAUUAUUAUUAUUAUUAUUAUUAUUAUUAUUAUUAUUGUGUCUGAUUGAACUCAGGUUUGAGAUUAAUGAUUAAUUUUGAAAUGAUUCUGUAAACUGUGAUUUUAAUGCAAAUCCUCUUAAAAUAAAGUGUUUCUUCAACAAACUGCA
This is a messenger RNA of Neoarius graeffei (lesser salmon catfish), 2299 nucleotides long. It is a transcript of the gene ptpn6, whose product is annotated as protein tyrosine phosphatase non-receptor type 6. The transcript is spliced from 16 exons. Bases 307 to 2070 code for a protein of 587 amino acids. The record is from RefSeq and is a predicted model, not a curated record. Gene Ontology annotation, molecular function: protein tyrosine phosphatase activity. NCBI's taxonomy places the organism in Eukaryota, Metazoa, Chordata, Actinopteri, Siluriformes, Ariidae. Gene Ontology annotation, biological process: protein dephosphorylation.